UGGGUUGUUGAACUCGCGGGAUUAGGAUCCCUGGGGGUGGGGUUAAAAUCCUUUAAUCACAAAGUUAGACUGCUGGCGGGAUUAGAAUGCAUUAGAAGAGGUGUUAGGAUUUGGGAAGGAGGCAUUUAGGAUAUUUGGAAGACGGGUUAAAAAUCCUUGGUGGCACAGUUGUGGGAUUAGGUUCCUCCGAGGCAGGGUUAGAAGCCUCCAGUGGGUGACGUUAAAAGAAAAAAAAUUCUCUGGAGGUGGGAUUUGAAUAGCGGUAGCAGAAGCCUGAGGUUAGGAUCCUCCUGGAGCUAGGAUCCCUUCGGGGUGGGGUCUGAUUCUAAGGGGGGCGGUGUUAGGACACUUUGGGGCGGGGUUCGUGUGGCUCGGGGCGCGGCUAAGGCGCCCAGAUGCCUGCGGGCGCCCCGGGUCCACGGUUGCACCUCGGAGGCGCGCGGAGACUCAGAAGCGAGCGAGAAGGGACACGCCGGUCACCGCUACCGUGCCCAGCAGCCCCGCGGCUUCGCAGCCCCUCGGAGAGCGGCCCCGCGCCCGUGCUCAAGUCAGUCGGUGCUGUCCAGGCGCGGGCGCCCGGGCCCGGAGACCGCGGAGCUGGGGGGGCGCUCGAGCUGCGAGGAUCCGGGCUGCCGGAGAGACGACGAGGAGCCGGCUCCCAGGAUGGGGUGCUUGAAGUCCAAGUUCCUCCGGGAUAGAGGGAAAAUCUCCAAAACUGAGCCUAGCUCCAACCUGCACACCCCUGUGUAUGUACCGGACCCCACGUCCUCAGUCAAGCUGGGGCCUAACAGCAACAGCAACCCCCCGGGGCUCAUGGAGGCAGGUUCCGAGGACUUCAUUGUGGUUGCCUUGUAUGAUUACGAUGCCAUUCACAGAGAAGACCUCAGCUUCCAGAAGGGGGACCAAAUGGUGGUCCUGGAGGAGUCUGGGGAGUGGUGGAGGGCGCAAUCCUUGGCUACCCAGAAAGAGGGUUACAUCCCAAGCAACUAUGUGGCCCGCGUUAACUCUCUGGAGACAGAGGAGUGGUUCUUCAAGGGCAUCAGCCGGAAGGACGCAGAGCGCCAACUCCUAGCUCCUGGCAACAUGCUGGGCUCCUUCAUGAUCCGGGAUAGCGAGACCACCAAAGGGAGCUACUCUUUGUCUGUUCGAGACUGUGACCCACAGCAAGGAGACACAGUGAAGCACUACAAGAUCCGGACCCUGGACAAUGGGGGCUUCUAUGUCUCCCCGAGGAGCACCUUCAGCAGCCUGCAGGACCUGGUGGCCCACUACAAGAAGGGGAAGGACGGACUGUGCCAGAAGCUGUCAUUUCCAUGUGUGUCCUCCAAGCCCCAGAAGCCAUGGGAGAAAGAUGCCUGGGAGAUUCCCCGGGAAUCCCUCAAGCUGGAGAAGAGACUUGGAGCUGGGCAGUUUGGGGAAGUCUGGAUGGCCACCUACAACCAGCACACCAAGGUGGCAGUGAAGACAAUGAAGCCGGGCAGCAUGUCAGUGGAGGCCUUCCUGGAGGAGGCCAACAUCAUGAAGACGCUGCAGCAUGACAAGCUGGUGAAGCUGCAUGCAGUGGUCACGCAGGAGCCCAUCUACAUCAUCACGGAGUUCAUGGCCAAAGGAAGCCUGCUGGACUUUUUGAAAAGUGAAGAAGGCAGUAAGCAGCCUUUGCCAAAACUGAUCGACUUCUCUGCCCAGAUUGCAGAAGGCAUGGCCUUCAUCGAGCAGAGGAACUACAUUCACCGAGACCUCCGAGCUGCCAACAUCUUGGUCUCCGCGUUGCUGGUGUGUAAGAUCGCUGACUUCGGCCUGGCCCGGGUCAUUGAGGACAAUGAGUACACAGCUCGGGAAGGGGCCAAGUUCCCCAUCAAGUGGACGGCUCCUGAAGCCAUCAACUUUGGCUCCUUCACCAUCAAGUCUGACGUCUGGUCCUUUGGCAUCCUGCUGAUGGAGAUUGUCACCUAUGGCCGGAUCCCUUACCCAGGAAUGUCCAACCCAGAGGUGAUCCGGGCACUGGAGCAUGGGUACCGGAUGCCUCGGCCGGAUCACUGCCCAGAGGAGCUCUACAACAUCAUGACACGCUGCUGGAAGAACCGUCCAGAGGAGCGGCCCACCUUCGAGUAUAUCCAGAGUGUGCUGGACGACUUCUACACGGCCACUGAGAGCCAGUACCAACAACAGCCUUGAUGGGCAGGACCAGGGCAGAGCCAGGAGCCUAGGCAGUGCCUGUGAGUGGCUCCAGCACAGUUCUCUGAGGCCCAUUCACCUUUCCCAUCCCUAGACACUCACUCUUACUCCAGCCAGUUUCAUCUGUCAAGUGGGUGGGUUCAACUGGACAGUCUCUUCUGGACUCUAGCAAUCUACAAUCUGCCAUUCUCAGGAGACCCCAAGUUGUUUAUUUCUAUUGCCUAGAAUGGCUGAAUUCCAGUUUCAGCUGUGGCUUCACUGGGGAAUUUUUUAAAUAAUGUAAUAGAUAUUUAAAUAAAAUAUAAGAAUGCCAAA
This is a messenger RNA of Heterocephalus glaber (naked mole-rat), 2490 nucleotides long. RefSeq names its product HCK proto-oncogene, Src family tyrosine kinase (gene Hck). Gene Ontology annotation, molecular function: protein tyrosine kinase activity; protein binding; ATP binding. The record is from RefSeq and is a predicted model, not a curated record. Gene Ontology annotation, biological process: protein phosphorylation. Lineage: Eukaryota; Metazoa; Chordata; Mammalia; Rodentia; Bathyergidae.